Daucus carota subsp. sativus is the source of this 496-nucleotide messenger RNA. RefSeq names its product monothiol glutaredoxin-S10. The transcript has a single exon. The record is from RefSeq and is a predicted model, not a curated record. The coding region runs from base 108 to 416 and encodes 102 amino acids. NCBI's taxonomy places the organism in Eukaryota, Viridiplantae, Streptophyta, Magnoliopsida, Apiales, Apiaceae.
CCUAAAUCUAACACUCUCUCUAGAGUCUUUUACAUUGCUCAAGCUUCACAACCAGCUUAAAAUAUUAAACCAAGUAUAUUUACAGUCUAGUAUUUGUGUUAUACGUUAUGGAUCGUAUUGCAAAUUUGGGUUCACAAAAGGCGGUAGUGAUCUUUAGUAAGAGUUCAUGCUACAUGUCUCAUGCAAUCAAGAGGCUGUUUUAUGAACAAGGAGUGAGCCCCAUGAUUCAUGAGCUCGACCAAGACUCGAGAGGGAAGGAAAUGGAGUGCGCGCUUAUAAGGCUUGGGUGCAGCCCUGCAGUGCCAGCUGUGUUCAUUGGUGGAAAAUUUGUGGGGUCUGCAACCACUGUAAUGACUCUUCAUGUCAAUGGCUCUCUUAAUAAGUUGCUCAAAGAUGCAGGAGCUUUAUGGCUUUAGCCGUACUUGUAGUGAUGGCUAAUGUAACAGAUUAUUGACUCUGUUUUUUCCCAUACUACAUAGAAUAUAUAUGUGCAAAA